GUGCGUUGUUUUGAUGCCCAUUGGGACGGUGUUGCAUUCUUCCUUCCGCCCCCAAGUAUGUGGAGGAAAGGGGAAUGGAUAUCAACGGAAUCUCCGGUCCCUGGAGACCAUAUAAGAGCCCUCAAGAUCUUCCCUCUCCGUCCUUCUGAAUACUUGUGACUGAUCAAAAGCAGCGGCAGUAGCUGAGAUUCCUUCAAUACCCCACUCUUUUACACACAAAGACUCUCCUUUUCUAUCUCUCUCUCUCUCUUCUUCUUCUCUUUUAUCUCCUUCUAUCCCCUCCACAAUGAGAUCCAGCCAGAUCACCAACGCCCUGCUGGCGCUCUCCGUGCCCUUGCUGGCUGGCACCGCGUCGGCCUCUACCAUCCAGGCUCGUGAUGUCCAGCUCACGGCCCAGCAAAUCGAGGCCAUCGCGCCCACCUCCAACACCUGCGACGGUGCCCCGGCCCCCGGCGAGUGCGCGACCUCCGAGCAGGCGGCGCUGAACAUCGCCAAGUCCUUCGAGACCUACCAGGUCACCUCCCCUGCCGAGCAGGCCGCAGUGAUCGGUCUGAUGGCCAUGGAAAGCGGAGACUUCAAGUACAGCCGGAACCAGGUCAACAUCGGACAAGGAACUCGGAACAUGCAAUCGCCUGCAUUCAACUCGCAAUAUGCGGCGUCCCUCCCCGGCAUCGCCGACCAAGCGGCUGCCCUCGCCUCCGACCCGGCCGGACUCCUCGAUGCUUUGGUCGCGAACGAGGAGUACGACUUCGGCUCCGGUGCCUGGUUCCUCACCACCCAGUGCACGCCAGACGUGCGAACCCAGCUGCAGACCGGCUCAGAGGAGGGCUGGGCCAGCUUUAUAAGCGGCUGCGUGGGUACUGAUGCCAACGAGGCCCGCCGGGAUUACUGGACCCGCGCGGUUGAGGCGUUGGGAGCAAGUGCCUAGACUUUGAUUAGAAAGAUAUCCCCUCGCUGUGUUUUGUCGGGUCUUGACUUUUUUUUUUUUUUCUCUUUCUUCUUUUCUUCUU
Messenger RNA from Aspergillus steynii IBT 23096, 1010 nucleotides. RefSeq lists its product as uncharacterized. Bases 287 to 928 code for a protein of 213 amino acids. The transcript has 2 exons. The record is from RefSeq and is a predicted model, not a curated record. Lineage: Eukaryota; Fungi; Ascomycota; Eurotiomycetes; Eurotiales; Aspergillaceae.